UUGUUUAUAGAAAGAUGUUCAUCGGUGGCUUGAACUGGGAAACAACCGAACGUGAGUCGCUCCAGAAUCUCGGUCCCAUGCAUAGUUGGCUUUGACUCCGUUACAUGACGCCAUGGUGCCCUGUGCGCGGGAUUAUAAUGCUGAUGCCACUUUAGAAUCGAUGAAAGACUAUUUCUCUCAGUUUGGAGAGGUCAUAGAGUGUACCGUUAUGCGUGAUAGCGCGUCGGGACGAUCACGUGGCUUUGGCUUUCUCACGUUCAAAGAUCCAAAAUGUGUCAACACCGUAAUGGUCAAGGAGCAUUACCUGGAUGGAAAAAUCAUUGAUCCUAAACGAGCUAUUCCCCGAGAAGAGCAAGAACGCACCAGUAAGAUAUUUGUUGGUGGUGUCAGCCAAGAAUGCACCGAGCACGAUUUCAAGUCCUUCUUUAUGCAGUUUGGACGUGUCGUAGACGCGACAUUGAUGAUGGACAAGGACACGGGUCGACCACGUGGUUUCGGUUUCGUUACAUUCGAUGGUGAUGCUGCUGUUGACGCCACUUUGUCCCGGCCCUUGGAGAUCCAUGGCAAGAUGAUUGAAGUGAAGAGGGCACAACCCCGAGGAAAUUUGCAGCAAGAGGACAACUCGAAAGGGUUUGGAAGGGGCAAGUUCGACGGCAAAUUUGGCCGAGGAAAUGACAACAACUAUGGUGGUCAGGACAAUCAACAAAACCAGGGUGAUCAAGGAGGCCAGAACGGCGGGCAGAACGGCAUGACUCCUGCUAUGAUGGCGUCGUACUGGCAAAGGAUGCAACAAUAUUUCCAGAUGAUGCAGCAACAGAUGGCCAUGGGCCAGGGCAUGAAUAAUAUGGGGGGUCCUAUGGGCCAGAUGAAUCCUCAAAUGAUGCAGCAAAUGAUGAUGCAAGCUCAGAACCAAGGUCAAGGCUCUCCCAACCCACAGUCUCCAGGCGGCCAGAUGGGCCAAAUGAAUCCCGCCAUGAUGCAGCAGAUGCAACAAAUGCAACAAAUGCAGAUGCAACAGCAACAACAGCAAGGGACACCUGGGCCUGGAGGAAACUUUUCUCCAUCCCCUGGCCCUCAAGGUCCCGGUGGCGCCCGGCCCGGCUACAAUGCCAUGGAACAGCUUGCCUUCGAGCACCAGAAGUACGAGCAACAGCAAGCGCGUCGCAUGCAGGGCGGUUCUUUUGGCAAUGGCGGCGGAUAUGGACAGAACGGACCCACGAGCUGGGAAGGCAUGUACGACGACGUUCCGCAACCUAACAUUCCUAAUGCUCCGUCCGGACCUGGGGGCGGCCGAGGCGGUUUCAGGGGUGGUCGUGGUGGCACCGCCAGCCGAGGCGGAGGCGGAGGUGCAGAUUCAUCAUCAUCGACACCGAGCGCUGCCCCUGCUGGUGCGCCGACGGGCCCAAAGAAUGCUGGUAGACCUGGUGCAAACUACCGAGGCGGUGGACGAGGAGGGCACCGGGGGUAUCAUCCGUAUGCUCGAUAGAGCACAGGUUUGGAAGACCGUAUGUUAAUGCCAGCCGUUGUGCAAUGGAGCAGACUAUCGAAAAGAUCUGAGCAAGCUAUACUCGGCGGCAUCUCUUCAACCAGAGACCAGAUACGGGCGAUUUGCAUCAUGGAGU
This is a messenger RNA of Pseudovirgaria hyperparasitica, 1622 nucleotides long. Its product is annotated as RNA-binding domain-containing protein. Gene Ontology annotation, molecular function: RNA binding. The transcript is spliced from 2 exons. NCBI's taxonomy places the organism in Eukaryota, Fungi, Ascomycota, Dothideomycetes, Acrospermales, Acrospermaceae. Bases 113 to 1486 code for a protein of 457 amino acids. The record is from RefSeq and is a predicted model, not a curated record.